GCUAAGACUGUCGAUGGCUAGGAGAAAGGGAAAUCCAAAUAAUGCUGGUGCUGCUAUGAAAAGGAAGGGAGUGCGCAAAAAGCAUCAUGUUUUUACCGGAGAACGUAAUAGGGCUUCUCCAUCACCCAUAGUUAAGCUUUACAGUAGUUUGACAGAAGAUCAGAAGCUUGCUAUAGUUGACAUGGGUCAUGCCAGCUUUCUUGAUAUCAAGUGUGGACAGUUGCAUAACCCGGUCAUAAAUUGGUUUACAAAGUGUUAUCAGCCCAAUAGGAGAGCAUUUGUUGUCCCUUGUCGUGGAGUUAUCCCAUUAGACGAAGAAUUUGUUCAUAUCAUGACUGGAUUUCCCAAUGGACAACUUCAAGUCAAGUACUAUUGUGAUUACAAGUUGGAGGCUGAGAUUUCUGAAAGGCUAUUUCCUGGAAAAACUAGCAGGCCUAAGGUUUCAGAGAUUGGAAAAAUGCUCGAGGAGUGCCAAGAAGCUGAUGAUACUUUUAGGGAACUUUGGCUUUUGUUCUUGGUGUCAACAGCUGUUGCUCCAACAACAGAUGUAAAGAUGAGCAACAAAUGUUAUCCAAUGCUGCUUGACAUUGCUAAUGCAAAAGAGAUGAACAUGUGCAAAUUUAUUGUUGAUGAGCUGCACAAUAAUCUGUCAAAUGGGAAGUAUAGCAGGGGAUGUUUACUGUACUGCAUGCUUACAAAUUGAUGCGGUUGGUGCAAUGGAUGCACAGGAGUACGAUUCAACCAUAUUCGGUGUUCUGGAGCUGAAGGAUGAGUAUAAGGAGGACAUUGCUAGGGAAAUGGGUUUGUUUGGUGGUCCUAAUGGUUUUGAAGCUUGGAUGAAUCUUAAUACACAUCCUUCUUGCAAACAGAAGCAACGGAUCAAAGCCUACACCUUAAUGCAAUCUUUUGCAUCAGGCCUCAAUGGUCUGUUGAGCAAUCUUGUGCAAGGCAUGACUGAAUCAGCUGAUACCGAUACUGAAAAUGACGAUGUUGUUGAGCAAGCUAGUGAUGAAGAAAAUGUUGACUUAAGUGCGUCUGAAUCAGAGGAGAAUGAAGAGAUGUCUCCCACUGUUGUUACUGGACGUGGUAAACCAUGAACCCGUCUUGCUGGUAAAGGAAUUGUU
Molecule: messenger RNA, 1124 nt
Organism: Lolium perenne
Lineage: Eukaryota; Viridiplantae; Streptophyta; Magnoliopsida; Poales; Poaceae
Source: RefSeq, a predicted model, not a curated record